AAAGAUAAUUCUUGGCUGUUACAUUUUAAAUUCAAAUCUAUUAUUAAUAAUAACUGACGACAUAACUGAUAAAAGCAAUGAUAUAUUCUUGAAUUUACAGAAAUAGAAAGAUUACUAGGCGUCAAAAAUCUUGCCUUGCCAAGUGCAAAAUGCUGAUGCUCCAAUUAAAAUUAAUAUCUAAAACAUUUAAUAUGUUCUUUUUAUCUAUUUCAUAAAUUAAAUAUUUUAUUUCUAUAUAAUUCUUAAAAAUUUGAGGAAUACAAUCAUGACAAUAAUCGCAGAAAUUAGAUAUGAGGUGCUACAUACAUACAUAACAGACAUGGCCUACGUUCAUGUCAAUCAUUGUAUGUUAACUUACGUUCCCGAUUUACAUACACGAGAAUGGAGUAGAUCGCGCGCGCGCGCGCGCGCGCGACCACUUCCGGGAAAGUGUAAAUGGAUUUUUAAAUCGCGACGCGCAUCGCGCGCGCCGCGAAUCAACAUGGUGGCGAUCAGCUGUCUUCUGUCACAAUGACGCUCGCGACGACAAACGAUCAAAUUAAUUAGCGGCCGAUCGGUACGGUGUGAUCUUAAUCGUCGGCUCGAUCGCGACCGAUCGUGGUUCGAGGAUUGGCGUCACGCGACACGGCGACGUGGACACGUGUCAGUUCCGUCCGUUUCCGAAAAGCUGACGCGCCGCAAGGCGAGCGAGCGAGCGAGCGAGCGAGCGAACGAACGAGCGAGCGAGCGACGCGCCUCGCUCCGCUUGAAGUGAGCGGCGGGUGGUACGCACAAAAGCAAUAUGGUGACCGUCGGGGGAUAGCCCGAGACAUCGAGUGCGCACACGGGGGAUGUUUAAUAAUAUUUAUCAUCGUCGACAACGUGCGUUGGUGAACGCGAGUGAUGAACUUGACAUGACCGAGAGCCUCUCGAUAGGCUAAAACAAUUCGGACACCAUGUGCGAUGUGUGCGUCGAUUUUCACGAUCUUCUGCUAUCCUAUGACGAACGUUCGUCUAAGGAACAGGAUGCAUUGGCAACAUUGUAUAUAACAGAUGUCGAUACAACAUUGCAUUAUGUUAAUCAAUGGGUGCAAAGACAAUGUAUGUGCUGUUAUCGUGAAAUUAAAAAUUUUGAUCGAUUUAUAAGGCUAACUCAAAGUGUCGUGCUCUGUACGUUACAACAGUUGCAAGUUAUACAGCAAAAUGAGCAACAGGGAGAUGUCGCUAAAGAGAUGCCUAAGGAUGAAAAGGAUGAGGAAGAGAAAAAUAAUAAACGAAAAUCCAGUGACAACGCGGAGCAUGGACAAGUGGAAAUUAAGACGAAACAGAUUUGGUCUCAGCAAGAUAGAGAAAGAUUGUUUCAUCUUCUUUCAAAAAUAUUUUUACUUAAUUUCCCACUCUAUAUCGCUAUGAAGCACGGCGGUGUAAUCAAUCCCUUAGCUCCCGUCAAGGAUGAAGGUGGUUAUUGUGAGCCACACGAUCCUGAGGUACCGGCGCCUUUAAUUCGUGCAGUAUCUAUAUUUUGCCAUCAAGGAGGCUUUAAUUUGAUGUCCGCUUGUUUCGAUAUGGAAAGCACACUGCCCGUUAGCCUUGCGCAUUCUAUGGUUGCGGUUAUUUGUAAUCUAAAACUUUGGUUAAACUAUGCCAGUGUCAUUCAACUAUUUAUACCAUUACGCAGUCGUGUUAUGAAGUAUAUGUGCCGUUUAGGAGACAAGGAAUUGCGUACUCCGGCUGUUAGGACUAUGGCAGAUUUUAUGUGGAGCGCAGUGAAAGAUCCAAUAGACGCUGUAUUACCAAGUUUUGAUCGUGAUGGACUUGACUUGGCAUUUAAAUACUUUACUAGUACAACUCUGACUAUGAGGCUGGCUGGUGUGGCUCAGAUAAACGCUCAUAUUACCGCAUCUAAUGAGCUAUGCAAUAGUGAGACUGUCGCGGAGGUCGAACAAGUGGGACACGCUCUUGCUGCUUGGUUGACUGAGAAUAACAUCAUAGCUCAUAUAUUCGGACCAAACUUACACGUAGAGGUUAUUAAGCAAAGUCACAUUAUAUUAAGUUUCUUGGCUAUGGAAGGUAGAAUCACAUCCUCAGACAUGGAUACUAUGUGGCAAGCGGCACAGUUGAAGCAUUGUGGCCGUCCGGUUUAUGACCUAUUGGCACCCUUGGUCAAACAUCUGGCUCCUACUCCCGUACUUCACUUAUAUUCUUUACUAGGCAAACUAGAACCUAAGGACCACACAGAGCAAAGCUUGUUUUUAGCAUCGGCUUUGAUCAAGUUUAUUUGGACGUCCGGGCGCUCGGCUUAUCCGAGAGGUUUGGUAAUGAAAAAUAGAGAAAUUCUAAGAAGUACUGGAAGUGGGGUUGGUGGAAGUAGUAGCAGUGAUCCAAGUGGAAUGGAUGGUAGCAGCCCAGAAGAUGAUGAAGAGGAACCUAGUCCAACAUUAUCCGAUGGACCAUCACCUAGAAAACAGCCAAGAAGCUACAGUAGCGAUGGCGAAGGACAUUACAAAGGAAAGACAACUACAACCAUCGAAUCAAGUCUCAAUGAUAUCGAAGGCCUGAAUUCUGAUAAAUUUGAAUGUAACAGAGAAUUGACUAAGGAUUCUCCGACAAAUGCCAUUCGAGAUGAGAUAAAGAGCAAGCAGAGUGGAUCUGAUGCCGAAGCAGACACAGAGAAAUCUAAUACAGAGGAAAUGUUUGUACAUGAGAAGAAGAAACGAAAAAUUCUACGCAAGCGAAAAAGACCACAAAAACGUUCUUUAAGUGCUGUUGAGAAAACUUUGGAAGAUAUUGUGGGUCAAGAUGUUAAUAUAAAAUCAAAAGAUUUGCUCGAAAAUGGGAAAAACAGAACGGAAGAUAUGUUGAAUAGUAGUCUAGAUGCUUUAACUUCCUUGGAUGAGUCAAAAAGUGUGGACGCAUUGGAUCGCGUUAAGCAACAAGCGAUGGCUUUAGAUCCAAAUGAACAAGUUUCAACCACAACGGCAUUACUGAGACGCAAUAAAAACAAAUACAUGUCUAUAGUAGGAUAUAAUGUGGAUCGAGCAGCCGAUUCGGCAGACAGUUCCCACGAUGAGGACGACAGCGAUGUAGCAGGUGUGCUCGCUGCUGCAGAUGGUCCUGGUGCUGUGAUAUCCGAACUGGCUGGCUUAGUGCACGCAUCGGGUCCUACGUUCUUACCCUCGGGAUUGGAUGAAAUGCUUUCCGAUGAAGAAGGCUCGUAUAGUAGCAGAAUAUCGAAUAAAAGUGAGAAAAAUAUGGCCGAUUUCGAUGGCGAGGAGAGCGGUUGUGAAGAAGAACUGGCUCAAUUAGCUGCGCGUCAUCUAACUGCUAUACAAAUGCAAGCUUAUCAUCCGCAUCAUUCGCACUCAACUAUGACAAUUAGAAGAUCUGUCUGCCAACAGUCUCAAGUGCGAACCGCCCGACAAGCGGCUACGAGAUUGAGUUCACAGUUUAACUUGGACACAGUUUGUAAACCGGGUAACACGUUACUGUGGGAUCUUCUUCAGGAUGAUAAGAUAGGUCAAUUGGGAGAGGGCCUGGCUUUAGAGGCAGAAAAGGCAUUAUGCAAUCUUCUAUGUUUUAACAUUGAUCGUUUAAUUCCAAUGAAGUUCAUAGAAGGCUGCUUAGAAAAUUUGGCAACUAAUCGUUCCGUAGUCGUAUCUUUAAGACUAUUACCAAAAUUGCUUGCGAGCUUCCAGCAAUUUGGUGCAAUGGACGCGCACACGAUCACAACCUGGGCCGAUCGUGAACGCGGCAUGAUGAAGCAUUUUUUUAACAAUCUCAAAACUUACACCAGUAUAGGACCAAAAAGUAAUUUAUAUUCUCAUCAAACGGAAAUACAAGUUAGAUUACAGUUUUUGUCAUCAAUUUUCUCACCAUUAGGUUCACCUGACUGUUUUCGUUUGAGUCUAGAACAGGUGGACAUAUUGUGGCAAUGUCUGUCACAAGAUCCGGUCUGCGCGGAUGAGCUCUUUAGCUGGUUACUCAGCCAAGCAAAAUCUACAGAGCAGCAUGCUUUAGGGAUGGAUACGCUCAAACACCUUUGCAUGCGCAAAUUACCGAGUUUACCACCAGAAACUAUCAGCAUGACUGGCCUUAGUCUAUUCCAACAAUUGUGCAAUCUGGCGCGUCUGGCAGCAGCGCAUUUGGAUAGACCGCUUAGGGAUGUAGAUUCAGUAGGAAUGGACUUCCUGUGGCGAAUAGCUUUAAAAGCGAAAAGCACAGACGUCAGUAUGGCAGCUAUACAAUAUCUCAACGGCUAUUACAUGUCACGACAACUGACACAGGAGGCAGAAUUUGUUUCGCAAUGCAUGACGCAUCUUGCAGCAGCCAGUGCCGAUCUUGAAACUAACGAGGAAGCUAGUUUACGCUGCAUUCAGCGUGCCUUACUCCUCUUAAGAACACAUUUGGAAGCUUUUCGGAAACGCUAUGCCUAUCAUUUGCGUCGCUGGGUGCUUGAAGGCAGAGGUGCCGCGAGCCACGUAGCCAUGAACACAUCUGAGAAAGGCCAGCAAUUAAGAAUUUUUGUGCAGCCGGCUGGUAUACCGGAGAAGAUGACUUUUACUCUUUUGAACACCGAUUAUGUAGCUGAUUUACGAGCUGAAGUUGCUAAAUGGUGGGAUGACACACAAAAUGUUCAAGAGAAAUCUACGGCUUCUGCGAAUGCCAGUCAAAACAGUGGAUCGGUUUUAGGAUCGUUGCUUACUGACGGUCCUAUCAGAAUGAUUACCCAAGGUCAGGAAUUAACUAUCGAUUUCGAUGAAAAGACUUUACAGGAAAUGGGCUUUAAAGACGGGCAAUUGGUAUUUAUUUCGCUCGGUGCCAGCAGAGGUAACGGCGGUCGUUGCAGCAAAAGAGAUAUGGAUUCGCCCUCAUUAUUACCGCCUCCGCCUAGAGAAUCCUUGCCAACUUUGCUGUUACUUCGGCCACAAUACUUUGAGCAAUUAUUUACACUUAUGAGGACGCUUAGCGCUAUGAAAACGACAGUAAAGGGAGGGCAAGAGAUUCCUCAUACAAAAGCACAAGUACUUUCGAGAAGAGUUUGGGACACGCUCACUUUGUUACCUACAAGUCCAACUUUGCUACGAGGCUUUCAGAAACUCGGCGAGACUUCUCUCCAAGAAUUGCUUGAUCCGGCGAGUCCACAGAAGUUGAUGUAUUCGCUUUAUAUAGUUGAAUCCUUGAGUCGACGAGGCACGACAAGUCAGCCAUCACCGAGUAAUUCCACUCUAUCGACCACAACAUCGACGCAUGAAGGUGGUGGAGAUGCGGAUGACAACCACGACGAUAAAGAAAAAGAUGUGGCUUGGUCCACCCUAUUUGUACAAUAUGGUGGACUCCGACAUCUUUUUGACAUUUUUAUGUCUGGUUGUUUGGAGCAAGGAGAUGGUAGUGAGUGGCAACAGGAUUGUCUCGCUAGUUUACUAAAACAACUCUGUUAUCUCGGAGUUGUGAAAGAAGAGAAGAAACGUAAUAAAGCGGACAAACCAUUGCUAGUGCCAAGACUUAGCGAAGCGAUGUUAAGAAUGAUGAACGUCGACACAGUAAUGCCAAGGAUAACAAGUAUUUUAAACGAUGCUUCAUUACCGCUUGAUCCGAAUCAUUAUAAAACAGGGCUCUUUGGUCGAUCCCAAGUGAUACACUAUGCCAUGGCACUGCUAGUUUGUUGGGUACAUAGCGAUCCGACAGUCAGGCAAUAUUUGUUCUCGUCAUCCGAGCCGUUUGGAAAAACAUGGUUGCGUAGAUUGAUCUUGGAAGAUCCUGAGCCAGCAGUAAGACGUGAGGUAUGUACAGCUCUGUACAGAUUAUGCUUGGGCAUCACCGGUACGGAGGACGAUAACUCGGAUCAGAUGCCAGGAUUGAUAGUACCAAUGUUAAACACUCUGCUGGAGCAUCUCGUUAUCGCUGAAGCUAUGCAACCUUCUCAUCGUAAGCCGGAUUUGCCAUUACAUCUACAUACUGUUUUGGAUGAUGGAAAAGAACCUUAUGGACCUGCCUGUAAAGAUUAUUUUUGGUUGGUGUGUCGUCUAGUAGAUUCUCUUCCAGAUGAGGCAAUCCGAGAGAGCUCAGCAGACGAUACCGCUUGCACAACGAUCGAUCUUGAAGCAUUGGCUAUUCGGAUGAUUGAUUCUGUGCUGAACAGAGAGCAUCUAGAAACGCGACAUAACACGGUAGAAGAUGACGCUCUGAUCGGAUUGAUAAAUCUCACCUGUAACAUAAUAACGCACAACCCACCCUGCAAACAGGAUAAAAUCGGUCAAAACUUAUUGAAUCAGGUGUUUGAUUUCCUGUUCGCCUUACCUAAUCCACGAAGUAAGCACGUACCCAAGUGUAAAAGCCAAGCGUCCAGAUCGGCUGCUUUUGAUCUUUUAGUCGAAUUGGUGAAAUCUGCACCCGAAAAUUACAAGAUAUUACAUGAAAAGCUGCUCGCCCAGCACCGUCCCGGACCGCACUCCCCGUAUCCGUGGGACUACUGGCCUCACGAGGAUGGACGUUCAGAUUGCGGGUACGUAGGCCUGACAAAUCUGGGCGCGACAUGUUACAUGGCCAGUUGCAUGCAGCAUCUGUACAUGAUGCCACAAGCGCGUGUCUCUAUACUGGGCGCCGAUUGCAGCCGUGCGAAUAAGCACCAACUGACCCUACGAGAACUACAGAGAAUGUUUGCUUACUUGUUGGAAUCGGAAAGAAAAGCGUACAAUCCGAGGAGCUUCUGUCGCGUGUACACGAUGAACCACGAACCGCUCAACACUGGUGAACAGAAGGAUAUGGCUGAAUUUUUCAUCGAUCUUGUUUCUAAGCUCGAGGAAAUGACAUCGGACCUAAAAAAUCUGGUGAAAACGCUGUUCUGCGGCGUGAUAUCCAAUAAUGUAGUCUCCCUUGAUUGCGAGCACGUUAGUAGGACAUUGGAGGAGUUCUAUACCGUUCGAUGUCAAGUGGCAGAUAUGCGGAAUCUCUAUGAGAGCUUGGACGAGGUCACGGUGAAAGAUACGCUCGAGGGUGACAAUAUGUAUACAUGCUCGCAAUGCGGCAAGAAAGCGCGAGCCGAAAAGCGAGCCUGCUUCAAAAAGCUACCGCAUAUAUUGUGCUUUAAUACAAUGCGCUACACCUUCAACAUGGGCACCAUGCUGAAGGAAAAGGUCAAUACGCACUUUAGCUUCCCGCUUAGACUGGAUAUGUCGGGUUACGUCGAAAAGAAGCUCAUGCCGCAGCAUUAUCAAGACGAGAAGAAGGCGGCGUCCGAGAAGAAAAAAUCCGAGAACGGUGGACAUUCGAGAUCAUUGCUGGUGGAGGCUGAUGCGGAGGAAGAGGAGGAGGAUAUGGAGCAUUAUCAGUAUGAUCUGAUUGGCGUGACCGUUCACACGGGAACGGCGGACGGUGGGCAUUAUUACAGUUUUAUCCGAGAUCGCACGUCUCCCAGCAAAGACAAAUGGUUCUUGUUCAACGACGCCGAGGUCAAACCGUUCGAUCCGAAUCAGAUCGCGGCCGAGUGCUUCGGCGGCGAGAUGACCAGCAAGACGUACGACUCGGUGACGGACAAGUUUAUGGACUUUAGCUUUGAAAAGACUAAUUCGGCGUAUAUGCUGUUCUACGAAUGGUGUGCCGAUCCCGGCGAGCAAGCGAAGGAGGAAGAGGCGACUGUCUCGAGCCCAACCGCCGACAAUAUUGACAAUAAUACUGGACGAUCGUCUUCUCUUAUGCGUAAUAACGUAAAUAAAUUGCCACCGCUGGAGCUCAACAAGGAACUCGAGGAUUGGAUAUGGCAGGAUAAUAUGCAUUUUCUGCAAGAUAAAAAUAUAUUCGAACACACGUAUUUUGGAUUUAUGUGGCAGAUAUGCGGAUAUAUACCGCAGACGUUACUUUCCGUGCAGCCGGACAUCACGGAGAUGUCCGCGGAGUUGUCCACAUCGUUUUUUAUGGAAACAUUUAUACACGCCAAAGAGAAGCCGACGAUGGUACAAUGGGUGGAGUUAUUGACAAAACAGUUCAACGGCUCGGCUGGCGCGUGUGCGAGAUUCCUCGAACGGAUGGCUGGCGAUUCGUGGUGGCCUAUUCAGAUUCUAGUCAAAUGCCCUAAUCAGAUGGUUAGACAGAUGUUUCAACGGUUAUGCAUUCACGUGAUUCAACGAUUGCGCGCUACACAAGCACCUUUGUACCUUCUCUGCGACGAAGAGAACGACGUGAACACUGUUGGCACUCGAUCCUGCGUCACGCGUUUCGUUAGGAUGUUACUGUCGCUUAUGGAACACGCCAAGCAACAUCUUAAGCAUCUCACCGAAUAUUUUAGCUUCUUGUACGAGUUCAGCAAAAUGGGCGAUGACGAAGCUAUUUUUCUGAUCAGAGUGCAGGCCAUUUCGACGAUGGUGAACUUUUAUCUUGGGCAUAAGACACACGAGUUCGUCGACGCGGUCAGUGAAGAGGAAGAGGAGGAGGAGAUUGUGACCGUGCCUUCGGAGAAACUUCGACCCGCUUCGCUGGACAAGAUGAUCACAUUGAUAGCAUACCUGGUUGAACGUAGUAGAGGACAAGAUCACAGAUUGGCAUUGUCACCAUCGGACCUGAGCGCUGUAGCAGGUGGCAAAGGCUUCCCCUUUCUGUAUCAGCAGACGCGAGAUAUCAUAAAUCUCGCUCAGACCAGAAAUUUGAUUCAAUCGUUGUGUCGUUGGAACGACAGGCUGGCGAUACACGUUAUUACGAUGAUAUUUCAAGCGAUAAUGAAGCACACCGACGUGUGCCAGCCGUUUUUCAAGCUAUUAACAUUGUUGACGGAAAACUCAGGAUUGAGUGGAUUGCCUUGCAUGACCCAACUAAUCCUCGGCAGAGUCUGGGAAGCGGCGAGAGUCGCUCCGCACGGUGCGCUUGAAUGGCUAGCUCUCGCAGUUACCAGAAGCAAACUUGCGCACGCCUGGGUACUACAAGAACUCAAUACGUGGCUGCAACACUAUCUCCUUGAGCACUCCAAUCAAAGAGUCCGUUCGGCUGCAGCUUUCCUAUUGGUGUCAUUAGUACCAUCUACGCAUUUUAGACAGGGCUACCGUAGCGCUCAUCGUCUUGGUCUGGGCUGUAACGCGUCCAGAGAACUUCAAUUAUCACCCGAAGCUAUUCUGAUAUUGCAUCAGAUAUAUACGGCACUCCUGAGACUGCUUCAACCCGCACGACAUUACAUUGACAUACAAACUCACGGUACAAUGAAGCUCACUGCCUAUUUUGCAUUGCUCACAUAUUGCGUAGUCUCGAAAACUGAGAAAUUAAUGUUUGGUCAAUAUCUUAACGAUUUGUGGACACUUUUCCAUCCGAAGCUUUCGGAGCCAAGCAUUCCGGUGCAUCAUAAUAAGCAAGCGGUACUUUUAUUCUGGUAUCACGUUUGCUCCGACUGUCCAGAAAACGUGGCUAUGAUACUUCAUAAUCCACACAUAACUAAAAAUAUUGCAUUUAAUUAUAUACUCGCUGAUCAUGAGGAUCAAGAUGUCGUGCUGUUUAACAGAGUUAUGUUACCUGCGUAUUACGGUCUCCUAAGACUUUGUUGUCAGCAAUCACGAACUUUCACAAGACAAUUGGCUGCGCAUCAAAAUAUUCAAUGGGCUUUUAAAAACAUUACUCCACAUCCUACUCAGUAUUCAACCGCAGUAGACGAAUUAUUUAAAUUGAUGCAAUUGCUAGUCGCGAGGCAUCCUGAUCAAACAGAACAAGAAGAGGCAGAGAUUGCAUCGUUUAGAAGGGGCACUCUGUCCUCUUAUUUGCAAGGACUUGAUGGUCGUUCUUGUUGGGCAACUCUCAUUUCUGCUUUUCGGAUUCUCAUUGAAUCGGACGAUGAUCGUUUGUAUGUUGUUUAUAAUGGUGGUUUAAGUAUGGCCCUUGAAGCAUUUCAUAUGCUACAUAUCAUGUAUCACGAAGCAACAGCAUGUCAUGUUGCCGGUGAUUUGGCCGAGUUAAUCGCCAUUAUCGUCGAACUUGUGCGAUGCGUUCGUACCGCGAGAGAUGGGCCAGACGCUAGAAAUAUUUUGGCUAACUGCAAAGAAUGGCCCGACGUUCUACGCAAACUGGCAACCCUACUAAACACGUACAAUCCGCCGGACAUGAGAAACCUGGCUAUAGACCUUUUAAAAGAACUCGUCAUGCUCGUGCCUGCCGAAGCAAUACUGAUCCUAGCACCGUUGCUAUCACACUGCCAUGCAGCUCUUCAGGAAUCCCAUGCCGCUGUCCCACCGGGACCGUACCUUCCUAGAAGAUCUACUCCGCCCGGAAAGAUGCCGACGAGACCUGCCAGGCCGAUGAUACAAAUGGCAGUACCUCACUCUCAGCUAGAGGCAUCGAAAGGAGUAGAUCCGGAGUACGAUAGCGCCUUGCUUGAAUUCUACUUACCUUAUCACGAGCUGAUAGAUGUUAUGUGCAGACUAGCGAUUAAUAAUGAUUGCAUGACGGAUGAGUUAGUGAACUUGAGUGCUAUGCUUGGAUUCGAAGGUGUACCUUUGCACUUGGCGUUAUUUCCCAGGUUAUGGUUGGAUGUGCACGCCGCUACGCACAUAGACAGAAAACACAUCACAUCUCUUCUUUGUUCUUCCUACACAGUGGAUUAUGUGGAUGCUGUACUACUGGAUGAAAGGUCGUCAUUAGGAGUACCGGCGAUACAUGCCUUCCUCAAAACUUUUUUUCCUAAGUUGGCCACUCAUGUAUUAACCGAGCAAACGUGCUUACUCAUCGACAAUCUGGUCAGCUCGUUGACGACGAUGGUUGAGGCAGUGGACGUUGAUACGUCGGCGCAUAGACUGACUGGUGAUUUGCGCGCCUUGGCUCUCGUUUAUAGCAGUAGCACAAGACUGAAACCACCUUCUAGCCUAUUGCCGGCUUUAGAGACUCUAUUGUCGCGAACUCGGACUAUUACAAUGAAGGAGAAUCACACGUCGCCGGAAUUAGAAACGCCUUCCAAGAGACGUAAGUUGUGCGGUAAUAGCGAAUCGGCCGAUAGAGAUUUAUGCGCGCCCAUCAAGAACAUCGACGCGGAAAACAAUAUCUCCGAAACGGAAAUGGAUAAGGCGGACACAGUGAACGAUACGAUGUCUUCCGAUUCUGGGGACGAUAAGGCCGCCGCUACUGCCAGACACAAGUCGAGCAAUGUUCAAGCGGAGGCUAUCGCCACUAGCAUCAAUGAUGCCGUGUCGCCGCCGAGUUUGGUUACCACCGCUAAUAGUUGUACAAAUCAGUUGCGUUGCUCGUUGACCAAUGUCUCGUGGCUCGAGAUGUUGGAGAAGACCAUCGUCGAUCUUCAAACGAUCGUACAAGUGCAAAGCAAAAAUAAUUAAUCGCGCGGAUUCGGUGCGAUGCAGGCGGAGCAAGCUCUCUA
Pogonomyrmex barbatus (red harvester ant) is the source of this 11314-nucleotide messenger RNA. It is a transcript of the gene puf, whose product is annotated as ubiquitinyl hydrolase 1 puf. Gene Ontology annotation, cellular component: cytosol; nucleus. Gene Ontology annotation, molecular function: cysteine-type deubiquitinase activity. Gene Ontology annotation, biological process: protein deubiquitination. The record is from RefSeq and is a predicted model, not a curated record. NCBI's taxonomy places the organism in Eukaryota, Metazoa, Arthropoda, Insecta, Hymenoptera, Formicidae.